This is a messenger RNA of Camarhynchus parvulus, 2514 nucleotides long. RefSeq names its product kelch like family member 32 (gene KLHL32). Bases 215 to 2077 code for a protein of 620 amino acids. The transcript has 11 exons. Gene Ontology annotation, molecular function: protein binding. The record is from RefSeq and is a predicted model, not a curated record. NCBI's taxonomy places the organism in Eukaryota, Metazoa, Chordata, Aves, Passeriformes, Thraupidae.
CCGGAGCGGCACAGCCGGGACGGCGGCUCUGCGGCGCGGGAGCUGGUGGCCCGCAGCUCGUCCCCCCGCUGCCGUCGGAGCGCAGGGUGCGGGGCGGAGAGGAGAGGAGAGGCGGCGCCGCCACCGCCGUGCGCGGCCCCGGCACCUGCCCGAGCUGGAACACUCACAGCUUUCCCUAGUGGAUUAUAAGUUUUGAUAUUCAGAAGACUGAAGGAUGCCAUCUGAGAGGUGCCUGAGUGUUCAGGAAAUGCUGACAGGUCAGAGGCUUUGUCAGUCUAGCUCCCACAACGAUGCUGUCCUGGCAGCUCUGAACCAACAAAGAAGUGAUGGCAUUCUUUGUGAUAUUACCCUUAUUGCUGAAGAGCAGAAAUUCCAUGCACACAAAGCAGUCCUGGCAGCCUGCAGUGACUACUUCCGAGCAAUGUUCAGUCUCUGCAUGGUUGAGAGUGAAGCUGAUGAGGUGAAUUUACAUGGUGUCACAAGCCUUGGUUUAAAACAAGCCCUGGACUUUGCAUAUACUGGACAGAUCCUCUUGGAACCAGGGGUGAUACAGGACGUCCUAGCAGCUGGGAGUCAUUUGCAGCUGCUGGAGCUUCUCAGUUUAUGUUCUCACUAUCUCAUUGAGGAAUUAAAUAGUUUUAAUUACUUGGACCUGUACAAGCUUGCGGAUCUUUUCAACCUCACUUUGUUGGAGAAUGCAGUCAUUGGCUUCUUAGUAAAACAUCUCUCUGAGCUAUUGAAGAGUCAUCCUGAAGAAGUUCUGGCACUCCCGUACUGUCUUCUUCGAGAGGUUUUUAAAAGCGAUAGACUCACUUCACUCAGUGAAGAACAAAUCUGGCAGCUGGCUGUGAGGUGGUUGGAACACAACUGCCGCUACCAGUAUCUGGAUGAACUUCUCCAGUACGUCCGCUUUGGCCUAAUGGAUGUGGAUACACUGCACACUGUAGCUCUCACUCAUCCUCUCGUCCAAGCCAGUGAAACUGCGACCGCGCUCAUUAACGAGGCCUUGGCGUACCACCAGAGUGUCUAUGCACAGCCCGUUUGGCAAACUGCAAGGACAAAACCCCGCUUCCAGUCAGACACUCUUUAUAUCAUUGGUGGGAAAAAACGAGAAGUCUGUAAAGUGAAGGAAUUGCGAUACUUCAACCCGGUGGACCAGGAGAACGUCCACAUCGCGGGGAUCGCUAACUGGAGCGAGCUGGCGCCCAUGCCUGUGGGGAGGAGCCACCACUGCGUUGCUGUCAUGGGAGACUUCCUUUUUGUGGCUGGUGGAGAGGUGGAGCACUCCACGGGGCGCACGUGUGCCGUGAGGACUGUCUGUCGAUACGACCCCCGCACCAACUCCUGGGCGGAGAUAGCUCCGAUGAAGAACUGCCGGGAGCACUUUGUGCUGGGAGCUGUGGACGAGUACCUCUAUGCCGUAGGGGGCAGGAACGAAUUGCGCCAAGUGCUGCCCACGGUCGAACGCUACUGCCCCAAGAAGAACAAGUGGACCUUUGUACAGUCCUUUGAUCGGUCGCUCUCAUGCCACGCAGGAUAUGUGGUGGAUGGUCUUCUUUGGAUAUCAGGAGGAGUAACAAAUACUGCACAAUAUCAAAAUAGACUCAUGGUCUAUGAUCCUAAGCAGAACAAGUGGUUAAGCCGCAGCCCGAUGCUGCAGAGGAGGGUGUAUCACUCCAUGGCCGCCGUGCAGAGGAAGCUGUACGUGCUGGGGGGGAACGACCUCGACUACAACAACGAUCGCAUCCUGGUGCGUCACAUCGACUCCUACAGCAUCGACACCGACCAGUGGACCCGCUGCAGCUUCAACAUGCUGACAGGUCAAAAUGAGUCUGGAGUUGCUGUCCACAAUGGUAGAAUAUAUUUAGUUGGUGGCUAUUCGAUUUGGACAAAUGAGCCUUUGGCAUGUAUCCAGGUGCUGGAUGUUAGCAAGGAGGGGAAGGAAGAGGUAUUCUAUGGGCCUACGCUCCCCUUUGCUUCCAAUGGAAUAGCAGCCUGCUUUCUUCCAGCUCCUUAUUUCACAUGCCCCAACCUUCAGACUCUGCAAGUGCCUCACCACAGGAUCGGCACAAUGUGACACAUUCCUUGCGCUUCACGGAAUCGGAAGUGGAGGAGGAAAACAUCAAACCCCACAGGGUUUGAUAGAAGGGUUUCUCUGGGUCAGUGAGAAGAGUCAAUCCACUUGGGCUGCUGCUUUACCAUCACACAUUUGUCUUAAGGCCAGACCCCAGCAGGCAGGAAGGAAGUCCCAAAGGCUGUGUGCGGUUUCUCUCCUGGGCUCAGAGGUGGCGGCGGAUGCGUGAGCGCGUUGUGCAGUUCUGCCGGUGACCACUGGCUAUGUGUCUCCUUCAUUUCCUUAUGCAACUUCGUCAGGCAUUGUGGAUGCUCUCAGCUCUUCCUGGGCCGCUGCUCUUUGGAGUCUGCACAUUCAGUUGUUCACCAGUGGCGCUUUCAAAGACAAUAGAAAAGCUUUGUUUAUGUUGGCAAAGAUGAUAUAAUACUGUGCUAAUUAUG